Messenger RNA from Symbiodinium sp. CCMP2592, 1620 nucleotides. Lineage: Eukaryota; Dinophyceae; Suessiales; Symbiodiniaceae. The record is from the annotation of a GenBank genome assembly.
AUGACCGCCCCAAGGCGGUACGGCCCUCUGUUUCCGCUAGCUGCCCUUGGCAUCUGGUUGCUUAUUUGGGGCCAGCACGGGCAAGAGAGUGUCUCGUGCAUCAAGCCCUCCGUGGCACAGACGUGCCCGAAGGCAGCGAGCCUUCGCGAGGAAGAGGUUGCGCAGCGGCUUUUUCCAGGCAAGGGCAAGGGAGAUGCCCAGCAGGUUUCCAGAGUGGAAUUCGGACUUCCCCAAGGUGUUGUCUCAGCUCUGCAAUCUAUUCAGAACAGGUCUACGCAGGAUCUGUGGGGUCCUGCAGCAGUGCUGGAGUCUCAAGCCACAGCGGAACAGCGAUUCCAGCGCCGUUCCAACGCUGCCAAUCGUCUAUCCAAGCGCCUAUCCGGCAACAUGCGUGCGAAAGAGGAGCUGGCGACAGCGCUACAGCAGUGGUUUAUGCUUGUGAGCCAACGCCUGGUCGGGCUUAUUACCCAAGUCAGGGCGCUGGGCAGCAAGUUGGACGAGGACACCACUGUGGCGGCCGCCGAGAUGAGGGAUAUUUUGGCAGCACAGCCCUCGGAGCUCACUACGGCUCAGGUUGCCAAGGCGGAGGAGACCAUGGGAACACGUGCUGCAGGCCUCAAGGCUUUUGGAACAGUGCUGCCUGCACCCCUACCUGCAGAGCCUGGACCGCACGCCCUCUUCGCCAUGGAGCCUCCGCAGCUACCCUCCGGCCCUGUCCUGGCGCAGGACGGUGCUUCCGAUGUCAGUUUUGGUCAAACUGGACUUCGCGACCUGCCUGGGAUGACCCCGACCUCCACUCCUCUUGCAAACAGAGGUGCAGUUGUGGAUGUCGAGCUACCCCGGGCAGCCCCAGUCCUUGGGCAGCCCGACUCCUUGAGCUUCGGGUCUAUUGCUCCGACCGUGGUCUCUGGGCGAUGGCGGAAGCGCAGUGCAGGCCAUUCCGACCGGCCCUCGAAGAGCCCCAGGCGAGAUCAUGUGGAACCACCUUGGACAAGAGAAGCGACGGGCCGUACGCCCGACUCUGUGCAACGCGCUCCGCAAGUGGCUGUGGUCGACGACGGCCCCGAGCUCAUCCCGGACCCUACGUCCAACAGUAUGAGUCCUUGGACGGUGGCGUGGCUUGCUAUGCUUCACUUCUGCACCGAGAACGGAGCGGACCUGAUCGGCGAACUGAGGCAAUGCUCACGUCAAGAUGCAGCCCUGCCACUCACUGUGGAUGCACAGGCCCAGGAGGUUGUGGCGCUUGCUGCCGAAGCUGUCUGGGAAGGCAUGUUGCGUGCGGUGGCCAAACCGGAGCUGGCCCAUCUACAGUCCCUUCACCGAGAUCUGCGAGAGGUCAUGCAGCAGCUUUGGUUGUGUUCCAAUGCCCUCCCGUCUGCCAGGCAGGGACUCCUUGUGGCUGCUCACUUGACUGCGGGAAGGAUUGUGGACCCGUUCUCGUAUGCGCCCUCAACAGCACAGGAGUGGCUCUUCCCGGACCUACUUCUCGAGGCCGACGCCCCGAUCCGUGGCUUUAUUGCAAAAGAUGCGUCACAGGACUCAAGAGUGCAAGUGCUGCUCCGGAUGCCAUCACCCUUCCUCCGAGUGACCGACUCUGCGGACCCCACGGAGCUGGAGUGA